Mytilus californianus (California mussel) is the source of this 660-nucleotide messenger RNA. Its product is annotated as complement C1q-like protein 4. The transcript is spliced from 3 exons. NCBI's taxonomy places the organism in Eukaryota, Metazoa, Mollusca, Bivalvia, Mytilida, Mytilidae. The record is from RefSeq and is a predicted model, not a curated record. The coding region runs from base 87 to 617 and encodes 176 amino acids. Gene Ontology annotation, molecular function: protein binding.
AUAUUACAUGUAGUUUUCCGUAUUAAACGGUGUUACAGGCUGUAUUUUCUGAUACAGUGAAAACAACUACCGUUAGCAAAUUCAAAAUGUUCCGUAGAAGAUUUGUUCUUUUUCUCAUCUGUCUAUCAGUUAGAAUUGGCGUAAAGGCAUCCUGUAUCAGCGAAGAUCUACUUCGAACAUUAUUGGCUACAAAAGGGUCAUGUAAACCAGGCUACAAUGAAAACGCUGCAUUUCAUGCAUACGUAGCACGUCACACUCCUUUUAGUGGAAAUGACAUCCUGAAAUUUGACGAUGUCCAUACAAACAUAGGGAACAACUACGACCCUUCAACAGGCAAGUUCACAGCGCCAAAAACAGGAUUGUACCAGAUAGCAUGUACCAUACAAGGAUAUCAGACGUCUGCUGUAACCUUCCAAAUACAGAAAAAUAAUGAAAGAUAUGAUUAUGGUUAUGCAGGAGGUCGGGACUGGCAUGCUGUAACUCGUGUUCUACUGAUGCAGCUAAAGGAGGGAGAUAAAGUGUUCGUACAGCACAGAGAUCCAAAGAGAAAAGAGACUGUUGCUGGAGGUCGCCAUUCAUAUUUUUCUGGACGUUUUUUGCAAUCAAAUUCAAUUUGAUAUGAAAUUUAUCAAUAAUAAAUACAUCCUUAUUUCUUUUUAA